AUGGACAAGAUGGUGAGCAAGAUCAAAAGUUUGGAGAAGAAGGUUUCUGGUUCUUCAAGCAAGAAGAAGUCCAAGGCCCCCACAUUCCCUAGGAGUAGUCACUCCUCACCACUCCAAGGAGGCUCCCUGCCCAAGAGCCUCACAGAGCCUCUUCUUUCGAGCCAAGGGAAGGAGAAGACAACACGCAGAGAAGGAGGAAGACUUCCAAGGCCAGACGCUCCAGCUCGACCACCGGACUCGAUCGAGUCCAAACAGAGGAAACUCAACUCGAUCGAGCUGACGGUCGAGUUGACCUGGAGGAGCCCCAGUUUGAGGAUCCGGGAUUUGAAUACGAUCCCAUGCCUUACCAGGAGCCUCCCCGGAGUAGAUGGAACCCCUAUGGACAGUACGAGCUAG
Molecule: messenger RNA, 396 nt
Organism: Microthlaspi erraticum
Lineage: Eukaryota; Viridiplantae; Streptophyta; Magnoliopsida; Brassicales; Brassicaceae
Source: the annotation of a GenBank genome assembly